Messenger RNA from Ectocarpus sp. CCAP 1310/34, 1294 nucleotides. The record is from the annotation of a GenBank genome assembly. Lineage: Eukaryota; Phaeophyceae; Ectocarpales; Ectocarpaceae.
CCUCCAACCCCACGCACAAACGCAAACGCACGUAACGAUGGCAUCCCAUGUCAUCCGGGCCUCAGCGGUAAAGCGUCUGUACAAGGACAUUCUUCGUCAGCAUCGUUUUGCGCUACCGCCGAAGCACCGUGAGCUUGGCGAUCGAUAUGUCAGGUCGGAGUUCAAAGCCCACAAAGAAGCCACAGGGGACCAGGUGGUCCAGUUCAUGCACGCGUGGCGGAGCUACCUCGAGCAGAUUCGAAACCAGCGCGGGCAGGUGGGUCGGUCCUUGAGCGCAGCCGAUGUGUCCCACCUCAACGACGAGCAACGCGAGCAGCUAUUCCGAUUGAAGCAACAGGCGUCGUCGUCAUCGCCAUCUACCGCGCCGGGGGGGGCGCAGGGGCGAUGAUACUUGGCGAUAGUGCAUCUGUAGACCGAGACGCUCAACAGUUUGCAGUUUCAUGUCGGGGGGUUACUGUUUUCUCUCUCGCCAUGUUUUAUGCUCCACUUGAGCAUCCUUCCUGGCCGUUUUUUUUUUGCGGUCCUUCGGAGUAGAUGAUUUCUUUGGUCGUCUCUGUUAUUGUUGGUGUGUCGUAGGAAUCGCCGCCUUGUUAACGAGAAGCCUCUUCCUCGUUCUAUUGCCCUGCCCGUUUUAGAUAGCACUGCUGUGGCUCGUCGUGUGGCUCGUCGUGUAAAUCCCCGCGCGGCCGUGUUAUCGCGCGACGCGCGUUUCGAGAGACUUGGCACUGCGUGUUCUGCAUUCACACAACUCGGCAUUGCUACGUAGAUCGUGCUAGCAUUGGUGUUUCUGUUGCGCGGCGCCGGCGAGUGGAAAACACACAUCCAGGUUUCCGAUUUGCGUCUCAAGACUGCAUACUGCAGUGUACAUAAAUGUAUCAGACCAAGCUCACUUUGAGGGAGACUUAUGCGAUAAUUUGGACAAGUUGUUGAUUUUCCUGUGUAUCAAUUCUUUUUUUUUUCUUCGAUGCCAUUUUUUUUCCAGCUUCACAAGCGAAAACAACAAGGAGUUCGUUGACACUACGGUAGGAACUGCUUUUUGCUGCCGCAUUUUCAUGUGCGGUCCAGCAUAACUACUUCGUGGGUAGAAUGAGGGGCUGCAUUGUGCGUAGUUGUCUCCCCUGUCGCAUAGCAUGUGCUACCGUUCUUUGCGACAUACUCGAGACAUCGAAGAGACCGGCCGCUUCAUGUCAGAAGAAAUAAAACUAUGCUGUCAAAGCAGGUCGCAGCACGUGGGGCUUGCCGAAGCAUAUGAUAAGGACAUGCCUGCGCCUCAUGCUCCACGUUCCGAUAACAG